CGUCUUUCUCCUUCAAUCGUCAUUGUUUCCUCCGUCCAAAUCAACACCGACCUCAUAAAACCCCACGCCACCACCUCCUCCGCCGUCUGCAACAAUGGCAGCCGCAACAGCUUCCUUAUCUUUUUCAAGACUCCUCUCCUCCGCCACCAAACCCCACCUCACCUCCGCCUCUAUCCUCCCUCACAACCACCGCUAUCUCACCUCCUCUUUCUCUCCCCUCCGGAUCAAAACCCUCCGCCCCUACAACCACCCUAUCAAAUACUCCACCACCCCCAAAAUCACCGCCACCAUCUCCGUCGGAGACAAGCUCCCCGACGCUACCUUCUCCUACUUCGACGCUGAGGACGACCUCCAAACCGCCACCAUCUCCGAUCUCACCAAAUCGAAGAAAGCAAUCCUGUUCGCCGUCCCUGGUGCCUUCACCCCCACUUGUUCCCAGAAACACCUCCCUGGAUUCGUCGAGAAAUCCGGCGAGCUCAAAGCCAAGGGUGUCGACACAAUCGCGUGUAUCUCGGUCAACGACGCCUUCGUAAUGAAGGCAUGGAAGGCCGAUUUGAAAAUUGGCGAUGAGGUGUUGUUGCUGAGCGAUGGAAAUGGGGAUUUCACGAGGGCGAUUGGAUGUGAAUUGGAUUUGAGCGACAAGCCAGUUGGAUUAGGGGUUAGGUCAAGGAGGUAUGCUAUGCUUGUGGAAGAUGGAAUUGUGAAGGUAUUGAACUUGGAAGAAGGUGGGGCUUUCACUUCCAGUGGUGCUGAUGACAUGCUCAAAACUCUCUGAAACCUUUCCAUGUGAGUUUCUUCCACUUGGUUUCAAUGCUGAAAUGGAUUUGAGCCAUGGGUGUUUCAGUUUUUGCAUCAAUAAUAGGAGAUCUUAUGCUUACAAGUUAAAGAAUUUGAGCUUUUUAAUGUGUACUAUGAUACUAUCCUUUGGAAUGACACCUAUUUGAGUCAUGACUGUUUCAGUUAUGAGCCUUGGUGACCCAAGUGUCAACUUUAUUUACAGUCUUUCCUUUGCAUAUUGAUGACUCAAUCGCGAUUCAAAUCGAUCAGGACCCAAACGGUUAGCGUAUUUGAAUGGUUUAUAUGCAGUUUUUUCUUUGCAUUUUAUGAAAGAGACCAUGAAUAAAACCCUCACCAUUGUUCCUUGGUUA
This is a messenger RNA of Cynara cardunculus var. scolymus (artichoke), 1148 nucleotides long. RefSeq names its product peroxiredoxin-2E-2, chloroplastic-like. Gene Ontology annotation, cellular component: cytoplasm. Bases 95 to 775 code for a protein of 226 amino acids. The transcript has a single exon. Lineage: Eukaryota; Viridiplantae; Streptophyta; Magnoliopsida; Asterales; Asteraceae. Gene Ontology annotation, molecular function: thioredoxin peroxidase activity. Gene Ontology annotation, biological process: cell redox homeostasis; hydrogen peroxide catabolic process; cellular response to oxidative stress. The record is from RefSeq and is a predicted model, not a curated record.